AUGCUGCUGGCAGCCGCCGGCACCCUCCAUGACCACGGUGUCGACUUUGGGGUGGCCCCCCCUGGCGAUGCGCUGAUAGCACAGUACUUCAACGUCACAGAGGGUCCGGUGAUAUUCGCUGCCUACCCAGACCCGAGGGCGCCCUCUGCGGCCCCCAUCCGCGAGCAGUACCGGGGCCCCUUCUCGUACCUGGCCCUCACCACCUGGGUCGUCAGCCUGACGGCCCGCUUCUCCACCGUGCCGGACGACUUGUGGGCGCAUGGCGUGUACGCCACCCUGGCGCCGAGGCUUGGAGGAAAGCAGGACUGGGAGGAUGCCUGUGCUCCGGGCCCGUGCGCGCUUGCCGUGCUUCCAGGCGGGCCCGCGUACGCUGAGUCAGUGCGCGCGCUGCGCGCGAUGCGGCAGGCGGCGGCGCAGGAGCUGGGCCGCGCCACCCGCUCCGCACGCUACGCCUGGCUGGACGCCGGGCGCCACCCCCGCCUCGCUGCUUCCCUCCUUUCUGAGCGGCAAGGUGAGGACGCGGCGCCCGCGUUGAUCGUGCUGGACCUCCAGCGGCGGCGCCGUGCCACGGUUGUGCCCUGGGACUGGACGACGGGGGCGGUCCUGGACUGUGUGGACGACUUCCUGGCCGGCAAGGGCGUGGAGGAGGGCAUCGAGGUGAGGGCGAUGCACAGGCUGGGAUCUUGA
Molecule: messenger RNA, 687 nt
Organism: Auxenochlorella protothecoides
Lineage: Eukaryota; Viridiplantae; Chlorophyta; Trebouxiophyceae; Chlorellales; Chlorellaceae
Exons: 2
Coding region: 1-687 (228 amino acids)
Source: RefSeq, a predicted model, not a curated record